AUGUCGCUACAACUUUCCACUAGUGCCGCCGCCACCACCUCCCCGCUUACAUCCAUCUCAACCCCUGUUUCCGAACUCCCCCAGGCGCAGGUGGAUGCAAUCAUUCGCACCAAACGCAAGGCGCGCGAACCCAAAGCCUGCUACCCCUGUCACACCCGCAAGGUAAAAUGUGAUCGCAAUCUGCCCUGUGACGGCUGCGUCAAGCGAGACCAUGCGGAUCUGUGUUCGUACGAACGGCCCUCGAAAAAGCGGCAGGUUGCUGCAGCCCAAGCGUAUGUUGCAGCUGCAACGACAGCAGCGACCACCAGCAAUGGAGCUGAGCCUGGCAGUCUCCAAGUGAGCCCGACGGAGCUGCAAGUUGCCACUACGGGUGCUGCAGGUAAAGUGGCUAUUCCCAAGGAGGAAUGGGAGACAGUCUGCGCCAAGUUGAAGGAUAUGGAAAAUAUGAUCUCAUCGCUUCGGAUGGGUCUCGAGCAGGUGGAGUCUGCCCAGCCUAUACCAUCAACGAUCCCAAGUGCUAGUUCAGGUGCUCGUUCGGCGGAUAGCUUUCCAGACCGCGAAGGAAUUCAUGCGUCGAAUGAGCUGGGGAAUGGGACCGUACAUCUGGGAUCAAGGUCCGUCUUGGCCUACCUGCUUGGUCGAUCAGGCACUUCGCAAGAAGCUUCCCAGGCGUUACUUGAAGGGGGCAUUCUUCCGAAGCUGGGACUUGAUAAUGAAUCGGCUACAUACCCGUUCGUUGAUCUCUGGUCAACGGAUAUACGUACAUUCGACAUGCGUGCUGUCUGUGCGGUUUUACCCGACGAUGACCAGUGCAGGAUGUUCAUUCGAAGUUACCGUGAUAUCAGCACAACAAUCUAUCCGGUUAUUCCUGAUAUCGAUCAGUUUGAAGCGAAUCUAAAUACUCUCCUGCAAAACAGGAUGCUGUGGGGCGGUCUUCAGCAAGGAUCUAGUGAGGAUACGGACAAGCCCUACGGGAUGAGCCUGGCUUUUGUUGGGUUGCUCUUCGCCGCACUGGCUGCGGGGUGCCAAUCAUCCGACCUUCCUAGCAAGGAGAGGGAGUUGACCUCCCAAGUUUACGGUAUGACUCUAAGAAUGGGUCUUGCUCUUGGUUUACACGUAGAGUCGAACAGGUUUUCAUCUGCUGAAAGAUACAUUCGGCGAAGAGUUUGGUGGUCGAUGGCAUGGCAAGAUAGUCACUUCUCCUUGUCGUAUGACAGGCCAUCCACGAUGGCGUUUAGCCAACCAGAUAUACCCUACCAUUCGACCUCACAGCCAGGGCACCGCUCUUACUUCGAAACUCUCAGCCGGAUAAUCUCACUCACCUUGGAAAUUCUCAAGGGGCGCAUGCUAUCACCGCAGUCGCACAUGGGGGUCACUGUCAUCCAGGCAUACAGGGAUGAACUUCAAAAAAUCAUGACAGAUGUAUCCCCACACCUCCGCGACCCGGCAUCCUGCCUCACCCACUUCGACCACAUCCAAAGAUUAGCAUUGAAACUACACUCAUCUUAUGUAACGUCAGAACUCUGUCGACCCGCAUUGAAGAAUGCCGAGUCAAAGGACCCUUCCUGGGUAGCCAUGCGCAAGGAUUGCGUCGCCGCCCUCGCCCGCACCAUCGAGGCCUAUAUAGAAUUAUAUUCGAUCAGUCCCCAGGCUGGGCGAUCAUGGAUCGGUCUGCAACGCGCAAUCAGUUCCGCCUUCCUCCUCGCCGUGAUUGGCGAAUCUAAAAACGACCCGUACAUUUUGCAACUACUCCGCCGGCUUGAAUCAGUGAUAGCAGAACGUGCAGCGUCUGAAGGUGCCUUUAACGCCCCUGCUACCGCUACCGGCCCAAGCACAGCUGGCACUGCAGGGAUGCACUCACCGCAACAGGCAUACCGUGCCACGAAGAUAGAGCGUUCUGACAUGAUCAAUGGCACUACAAACAUAUCCACUCCAAGCUACGACCCGGUAUCAGUCUCCAUCGCCUCUACUGCCCCGCUCCCCAUCUCUGUUGUAGCCGACACUCAGACCCAGUGGGCAAAACCCUUAACCAAAUCGCUCCGUGCCCUGCAAAAACUCAACGCCGCCUUCAGCAUGCAGGCGCAGCACAAGAAAAGCCCGUCGGCGGCGCCGCUGCAUAUGGUCGUUCAUGGCUGCGCUAACACUGGCAGCACAAACAACACCGGCACCGCCGCCAUACCCACGCCGUCGUCCACUUCCCCGCCUAGUGUUGGAGGUGGGUUCGCCGUGUCGACAACGGGAAGUAGCGCUGCGGGUCUAACCCAUCCGGCAAAGCCUGAGUCGCUCCCGCCACAUACGCCGGAGAGUACGACGAGUGGAGAGUGGACGUUGCCGAAUUUGAUGGAUCGGGCGGCGGAGUAUAUUCAUCCACCGUUGUGGGCGUGA
Messenger RNA from Blastomyces dermatitidis ER-3, 2385 nucleotides. Its product is annotated as fungal specific transcription factor domain-containing protein. The coding region runs from base 1 to 2385 and encodes 794 amino acids. Lineage: Eukaryota; Fungi; Ascomycota; Eurotiomycetes; Onygenales; Ajellomycetaceae. The record is from RefSeq and is a predicted model, not a curated record. Gene Ontology annotation, biological process: DNA-templated transcription; regulation of DNA-templated transcription. The transcript has 4 exons. Gene Ontology annotation, molecular function: carboxy-lyase activity; zinc ion binding; DNA binding.